AUUACAAGUGGACCUUCGCGCAAUUCCAGAGGCUCGCUGAUUCGGCCGGCCAGCUCCGACAACAUGCUAUUCAACCCGACCACGUUAACAGAAUGCCUUCAGGAGUGGGGGGAACUCGAAAAAGACUAUCAGCAGAUCCAGGAGACCCACCGACUGUACAGGCAGAAGCUGGAGGAGGUCUCCAAGCUGCAGGACAGCUGCUCCGCCUCCAUUGCCCGACAGAGGAAGAAACUGAAGGAGCUGUCUGUGUCGCUAGAAGGAUGCAGACAGACUGCAAAUCCAGAGGAGGUGGGCACCAUAGAUGGGAUCGUGGGCUUUAUGAAGGAAAGGUCAAACUUCUUUUUCGAGAUGGAGGCCUUCCUUCCAAAGAAGAAUGGGUUGUACCUCAGCCUUGUUCUGGGGAAUGUGAAUGUUACGCUUCUCAACAAGCACUCCAAGUUCGCCUACAAAGACGAGUAUGAGAAGUUCAAGCUGUGUCUCACCGUUCUGCUCCUGCUCUCCGCCUUCACGUGUCGCUUCAUGAUCAGCUACAGGGCAGUGGAUGCACUGUUUAACUUCAUGCUGGUGUGGUAUUACUGCACACUGACCAUCCGGGAGAGCAUCCUCAUCAGCAAUGGCUCCAGGAUAAAGGGCUGGUGGGUGUUCCAUCACUAUGUCUCCACAUUCCUGUCUGGGGUCAUGCUGACCUGGCCUGAAGGCAAACUCUACCAGAUGUUUAGAAACCAAUUCCUCAAUUACUCCUUGUACCAAAGCUUUGUGCAGUUUCUGCAGUACUAUUACCAGAGUGGCUGUCUGUACAGACUGCGAGCGCUGGGGGAGAGACACAACAUGGACCUGACUGUGGAGGGCUUUCAGUCCUGGAUGUGGAGAGGGCUGACCUUUCUACUGCCCUUCCUCUUCUUUGGCCAUUUCUGGCAGCUGUAUAAUGGAUUGACCCUCUUCAGGAUGUCCCAGCUUCCUGAAUGCAAGGAGUGGCAGGUGCUCAUGUGCGGCUCCUCGUUCCUAGUUUUAUUCAUGGGUAACUUCUUCACCACACUGGGCGUGGUCUACCAAAAGUACAAGAACAACCAGGGGAAAGCUAAGAGCCUGUGAGAUGGGACGUGUGUUCAGUGCACAGGCAGAGCAUGUCCCAUCCAGAUCGCCGUGGCUUUUGUUCGUUUGUUUGUU
Messenger RNA from Megalops cyprinoides (Indo-Pacific tarpon), 1167 nucleotides. It is a transcript of the gene tmem120aa, whose product is annotated as transmembrane protein 120A. The transcript has 12 exons. The record is from RefSeq and is a predicted model, not a curated record. Gene Ontology annotation, cellular component: membrane. Bases 64 to 1092 code for a protein of 342 amino acids. Gene Ontology annotation, biological process: fat cell differentiation. NCBI's taxonomy places the organism in Eukaryota, Metazoa, Chordata, Actinopteri, Elopiformes, Megalopidae.